ACGUCAGCAUGUGUGGGCGUGUCUUCUUUUAAGUCUUAUCAAUAAUAAUAUAGUAUCGUCGUUAGUGUUUAUAUACUUACGUACAGCAGCACAACGUAAAGCCCAAGUGAAUUAUGUAUAGUGAACAAGUAUAAUUAUUGUAAUUAAAGAUCAUGUUUUAGUCCAAAACUAGUUGAAGUGAAUCAUUCUCAUUUAGUGAAUUUUCCAACAUAUUGAAGUGUAUAGUAUCAUAUGGUAGUUAUAAUAUAUUGAUACAUAUUCAAUUCACAUACUGUUUUUAAUAUUUUCGUUAAGUUUUACAGUUAAUUUUACGGUGUUAUUCUGUUUAAUUAUGUUAUAUAAACAAACCUUUAUUUGUUUAAUGAAAUAUUGUUUCAAUACAUUUAUCUCCACAUUAAUAUUGGGUUCUGUUUAAAAAAAUUAUGGAUAAACUUUACAUUGACCAGCAAUUCUAACAUCUUGCUGCUUUAAUCUAUUUACAAUAAUCAAAAUUGCCUUAAGACUUAAAAAUUAAAACUCAGCUUUUUGAAAUGGCUAUUUCUACAUCUACCACCAGAGUUCUUUUAGUAACAGCUAAUAUUGGUUCAAUAUUUGAAAAUCCAAGUGUCAUGUUGAAAACGUGGACCGAAGAAUUUUUGAAUACCGUUACAAGAUUGGAUCCCUAUUUUAUUGCACUUCAUUGUCAAGAAGUUGGAGGAAAAAAUUAUGAAGAAAGCAUGAAACAUGUUAAAUUUUUCGUUAGUCUUCUAAUGAAUAGCAAAGAACUGAGGAUCUUCAAUCGAGCGCAAGUCUUUUUGGAUGAAGAAUUUACUUCGGCAGAAAACUUUACAGCUCUUGGUAAUAUGUAUUUUAUACAUAAAUCAAUAAAUGAUGUAUUGUUAUGGGAUUUCAAAGACUUACAGUUUAUACCCAUAACUGAGACUAAUGUUUACUCUGGAAGUAUUGAAGAUGUGUCCACCAAGGAAAAAUCAAAAUUCCCUCAAGAGUUUUUUCCAGAGUGCAAAUGGUCUCGUAAGGGGUUUUUGAGAACUAGAUGGAAACUUAAUGGAUCUACCUUUGAUCUUGUUAAUAUUCAUUUGUUUCACGAUGCAUCGAAUUUCACUGCAAUGGAAUCUGUAAGUUUUCGAACCAAUAAUCAUAAAACUACUAUUUCUUUAAAUUUGUUAUAUUUUGUAUAAAGUUCGAGGUGUCAAAAAUAUGAUAAUAAAGGUGCAAAAUCAUUUUC
This is a messenger RNA of Daktulosphaira vitifoliae (grape phylloxera), 1225 nucleotides long. Its product is annotated as inositol polyphosphate-5-phosphatase A-like. The transcript is spliced from 7 exons. The record is from RefSeq and is a predicted model, not a curated record. Gene Ontology annotation, molecular function: inositol-polyphosphate 5-phosphatase activity. Lineage: Eukaryota; Metazoa; Arthropoda; Insecta; Hemiptera; Phylloxeridae. Gene Ontology annotation, biological process: phosphatidylinositol dephosphorylation. The coding region runs from base 531 to 1178 and encodes 215 amino acids.